AGGCCUCUCCCAGUGACCAGUCCCGACACGAAAACCCAUCAGCAAAGCUUCUUCGGUCUUCUCACAAGCUGCUUCACGUCCAACAACAAUAAGAAGUUGUUGUUGUAGCUGCUGCUGUUGUUGUUAAUUUAAAUCCCUUUGCUAUCGUUCGUCCCCAUCGUGACUGUUCGUUUGAUGGUGGAAGGUUUCUUUCCUUCAUUCGAACAAACGACUAAAAAGCACGAGCACACUCUACCUGCCAAGGACAUCGAGCAGCCUGCAGGAUGAGAUCGUCCCGAGCCAUCUCGAUUUUCCUGGUCCUCGUGGCUGCACACGGACUCGGAGCCCAGAAGCAGCAGCAGGAGGAUCCAUGCCAGAUGAAAUCUCGGGUGGUCAGUGACAUAGAUUACUGCGAUCGUUACUGGGAGUGCGUGAGCGGCCGUCCGGAGCUGUUCGACUGUCCGAACGGUCUCGUUUUCGCCGGGAAGCAUCGUGGCGUAACCGAAGGCUGCGACUAUCCGUGGCGCGCGAAUUACUGCGACGGUAAACGUCAGGCGAAUCCACCCAUCGGCGCCGAACACUGCGAUUGGCUUUACGGUAUCUUCGGCCACGAAACAUCCUGCACGAGGUACUGGACGUGCUGGAACGGAACUGCCACCGAGCAGCUCUGCAUCGGCGGACUCCUCUACAACGAAAAAGCGAGGUCUUGCGACUGGCCUGAGAACGUUGAAGGAUGCCAGAAGCAUCCUCUCUGCAACGAGGACCCGAACGGUAACGUGCCAUUGGGAAAAUCGUGCAACCGUUACUGGCAAUGUCAGGGUGGUUAUCCGCGUCUCCAGAGAUGUCCAGCAAUGUUGGUAUUCGACAGAAGAUCAUUGAGAUGCGUCGUCCCCCCAACGGAGGACUGUGACGUACCGACGACGCCGCCGAACAUCGGUGGCGAUCUUCCCGAAGGAGGAAACGACCCGGAGCCCGAAGAGGAGAACCUGCCACCGGGUGUCCCUCCGCUGCCUUCUGGAGCGGUUCCGUUGAGGGCAAGACCGAGGAACUAGAUUGACUUACCAUUUUUUUUUUCGUAUAGAGAGACGAUAACACGGUGUGAAGAAAAAAAUCUACAAAAAUCGUAGAAAUUAUGUUUUUCCAAUCAAAAUUAAAAUCUCAUCGCAAACGAUGAAGAAAUCGACUCCAAAACUCGCAGAGACAAACAACUGACGGAGACUCCGAGACCCACGAACGUGGCCGAUGCUUAUAAUUGCUCAUCGAACACAAUAUUUUAUUCCUCGAUUCCUAACCAACGUCUGGAAAAUCAAUUGAAAUUUAUUUGUCAUAAAAAAUAUGGUAAUAUCGUCGACCAUUCAUAUUUUUAUCGUAAAUUCUAAAACAUCGCAACGAAUUAUUUCGUAGAAUUCUCCCUCCCCAUCCCUCGAUCAAAGUGUAAAUAUUCCCGAAGACAAUCCUCCCUCGUCCCCUUUCCUUAAUGUGAAAUACUAAUCGUAAUACGAAUUUAUAUUAUUGUUUGUAUUUUAGAUUUCGUGGAAUAAAGCCUGCGUUGUAUAUUUUUUAUACGUACAAUA
Messenger RNA from Venturia canescens, 1553 nucleotides. Its product is annotated as protein obstructor-E-like. The record is from RefSeq and is a predicted model, not a curated record. The transcript is spliced from 3 exons. NCBI's taxonomy places the organism in Eukaryota, Metazoa, Arthropoda, Insecta, Hymenoptera, Ichneumonidae. The coding region runs from base 264 to 1031 and encodes 255 amino acids. Gene Ontology annotation, molecular function: chitin binding. Gene Ontology annotation, cellular component: extracellular region.